Protopolystoma xenopodis is the source of this 1221-nucleotide messenger RNA. NCBI's taxonomy places the organism in Eukaryota, Metazoa, Platyhelminthes, Monogenea, Polystomatidea, Polystomatidae. The record is from the annotation of a GenBank genome assembly.
AUGCCAGCCCUUGCGAAUGCGUCUAAAGACCUACUUUCCAACGGUCCGGAUGAAUCAGGCCUCUCUGCAAACUUGUCACAAUUGGAAUUCCUAACUAAGGCGAGAGCUACUGGGGCUUAUUUGCUUCAAGUGCACACGUGUCUUCAAAGCCUGAUAAAGAAUAUAUCAAGUUUUAGAAAUAGAAUCGGUGGAUGUAACAUUUUGGCUGAUGUUGUUGAGUUUGGUGAUUUCGACAACGCUUUUCUAAGCCGUUCACCAACUUUACAUCCAUUGGAUAAGGAAAGCGAGAUUUUAAUCGAUUCAAUUGCAAAUGACUUAAUGACCGUCUCAGAUGCAUUUACACAUAAUCUCCCUGCUGAUAUAUCAAAAGAAGAAUUUAUCUGUCUCCGUUCUAUGCUAAGUUGUUUCUCUUCCCACAAGGCUCAGAUGAUAAACUACGUAGACAGGCUUUGGCGACAAGCAGUCACCUUCAGAACAUUCAAGGCUUCUGAUUCGUGCGACCUUGGUGACCGACCAUUUUGGGCAUUUACAAAACCCACUAGGGAUUUUGCUGACUCGAUCUCGAAUAAUAGCUCCGGCGAUGAGUCAGAUGCCAAGACGAGUGAACUAAAUGGAGAAGCUUGUGAAUCAUCUGGAGAUGAUAUACUCUUUAACAAAACAAAUAAUUCCAUAAAUCAGACACGUUUUCUCUCUCGGCUGACGGUAACUACAAAUUACUCGCAUCUGAAAAAUCUCCUCACCUUAAUGACUGCUUUGAACAUCGAGAAGCUUUUCAUUACUCGAUUAUCGGAUAAUAUAUGGAAGCAUAUGUUUCUUCCAUGGUUAGAACUCACCGAGCAUAGUCGCAUUAGAUGGCGAUUCUUCCAGUCAUCUACUUUCUCUUCUCAAAAUAUUUGGCAACUUGACCUUCUCGAAGCUUUUACCUCAAAUGGGAUCCCAUUUGCAAGCCAUCCUCAUGCUUCGCAUUCCAAACUUACAACCUCUCUUGUCCGCUUGAGAUCCGUACUCACUGACCUACACACUCAUCUUUUCGGGCUUCCUCUUCCAGCUGAAUCUAUUACGAAAAAGGCCUCGAAGCUAUCUCAUCUUGAAGAUAUAAGUAUUUUUGAUUCAGAAGGUCGGCCUCGAAGAGUGAUCGACAUUGCCGUAGCUUCAUAUGCGUAUUUUGUAAUGAUCAAGGCCAUUUUGACAUGCAUCAUCACCUUCGACUAUUCGCAGUGA